This is a messenger RNA of Schistosoma rodhaini, 5045 nucleotides long. Lineage: Eukaryota; Metazoa; Platyhelminthes; Trematoda; Strigeidida; Schistosomatidae. The record is from the annotation of a GenBank genome assembly.
CUCAUUUUGUCUUGUUUAAGUGUCAUCUAUACAAACACAUACACAUUAGCUGUUUUUAAGAAAAUAUAAGCAUUCACCUACAAAUAUUAUGAUUUUUGUAUUCCUAAUACGAUGGAUAGGAUAUUUUUGUUUUCAUUUAAAUCUAGUUGGUUCUACAUUCGGAAUUGAAAGUGAUCCGGAGAUAUAUAUGAAUAUUAGUGAAAUAAUACGGAGACAAGGAUAUCUAGUUGAAGAACAUGAAAUUACUACCAGUGAUCAAUACAUUCUGUGUUUAAUUAGACUUUACACAAACCAGUCAGUUUAUCAAAAGCGUAAAGUUGUUUUAUUGCAACAUGGAUUGUUGGACUCGUCACAUGCAUGGGUUAUGAAUUUGAAAAAUCAGAGUUUAGGAUAUAUCUUGGCUGAUUAUGGGUAUGACGUGUGGCUAGCGAACAGCAGAGGCAAUACAUAUUCAAAAAAACAUAAGCAUCUUGAUUCAAGUCAAAAAGAAUAUUGGGAUUUUUCAUGGCAAGAAAUGUCAAGUUAUGAUUUUCCGGCUACAAUCAGACAUAUUAUAUCUGUUACCAGGAUGAAACAACUAAGCUAUAUUGGAUUUUCUCAGGGAUCACUUAUCGCCAUGACGGCAUUAGAUGAUAACCCGGAAUUACAGUCAAAUAUUAAUUUAUUUAUAGCCUUUGGUCCAGUUGGCUAUUUCGCAAAUGUUAAGGGCAUUUUCCUCCCACUAGUUCAUCAUUAUGUAACUGCUCAGUUUGUCCUAGGAUAUUUAACACGUGGUGAAGUUCUGCCGUCGGAUCAUUACAUGAAGAUUUUGGGGAAGUAUGUUUGCGGGUUUUACCCGAAUUUGUGCAUGUCAGUUAUUGACAGCAUUGCUGGAAACGAUGGAUUCAAUACUAAUUUGACACGUCUUCCACUUACUAUCGCCCACUCCCCAGCAGGAACGUCGAUUAAAAAUCUAGUCCAUUUUAGCCAAUACACUUAGAAGAAACAGAUGUUAUGUGGGGUGGUCAAUUCCGGUAACAGGUAUCCUAAUUUUAGACUGAAUAAAUUCGAUCAGUAGGAGUUGUUAUCAUGAUUAAACAAAUCGUUAGCAACAAUUUUGACUAUACCUACAGCACGUAGUGCGAGUACCAGUGUGGCUGUGUUGGGGGUCGAUAAUUAAAAGGAACCUGUUACUUUUUCACUGAAACUAUCUACAAUAACAACAAUCCUCACGAUCGAAUCUCCCCUGUUUAUUUGCGAUGUAACUCUUUUAUUUCAAAAGACCAUACAUGGAUGUAUAAAAUGUAACACAGAUGGGAAGAUAACGACUUGUUUCUCGAUAAAAUAAAUUCGCAUAUCAUUAUUAUACUUUUAUUUUUAACUAGAAAAACUUUACAUUGAUUAAUGGCUCAAACUUAGAUCAUUUUUAAUCGACUUACAGUUGAUCAAUCAAUAAGCUAUUAAGGGAAAUCCAUGAAUAAAUAUUACAGAAAUAGUAGUGUUACAAGCACUAAAAUUAGCUUGUUAACUGAAUCUUACGCUUGACCCCGUUCCUCACAAGUCCCUCUGUAAAGAGACUUUUCUUUUAGGAUGUUUUCAGUUCUGAUGGCAUCCAAAUCGACCUUAAAGAUUAAACCCCAAUUCCUUUGUUAUAGUUAUAUGCUAGGGUAAUCAUUAAAUAAGGUUGCGUUCUCAAAAGCACAAAUUAAUAAAGGUGAGUAUCAGAGGGCCGAUUUGAUGAAGUAAUAAAAUUGAUGCCAUUAAUACACCAACUGAUAAACUAAAUAUUAUGAGUCACAGGCGGACAUGGAAAUGGAGAUUUAAUAGUGUGAUGUAGAUAUAAAUGCUAUUGACCAUUGUAAAUUCUUAUUACGCAGUUUAAUAAGUUUAAAUGUGCAAAUUCAAACUGUCUACUAUUCAUUGUAAGUAGUCCACAAACGACCUGUUCCGAAAAUAUUCUGCAAACAGUUUAGUGAAUACUGCUGCCUGCUUGGACUUCUUUUCUAUGCUGAGGUUGGAUUCCUGUAACGAAUUAUCCAAUUCUGUAUUCACUUAAACUCUGUUUCAUUUGUAGACCAAAAAGAAUUUCAAUAUCCUCAUAUGAGGGUUACUAUUAUGUCGUUUGAUUUAGGAAGAUCUUUCAUAACGGACCUGCUGACGUCCCAUUGUACAAUUAUGAAAGUCAGACUAGUGUAAUUUCCUCGAACGUAGGUGGUGAGUACUUUUAGUUCGUUUCCAUUCUCUAUGUAGAAUGGUGACUAUGAUAGACAGUCAAAUAGAGUUGGGACUUACAGAUUGAUUUAGAUGCAAAAAGCAUCCUCUUUACAGUACGUCUGAAUAUAUUCCUCGAGAUUCUGGUAAAGUCAAAGGUUCUUAAUCAAUCAUGAUAUUUGGUGAGUUAAAUGACGGACGAAGUUUGUUCAAUUUGUUAAGGUUUUCCAUAUACGAAUUUUCCUGUUUGUUUUUCAUCAGAAUCAAAGUCAAUGAAAUAGUUGUACUGAAUUUUGAAACUUGAACUUUGUAUGUCCAAGUGCACAAAGAUUGAGAGAUUUUGAAUUUUUCAUCGGAUUUCGUAUGAGGUACACUGCUUCAAUAAUUUCAGAUUCUGAAUUAUAGAUAAUAUGGAAAUUUUUCACCUGGCCUACUAUCAUGUAGAGGGGGAUUCUUGCCUCUCACAGUCUUGUAUUCAGAGAGUAGAAUUGGUGGGUCUAUUGAAUUCGGAUUCGACAAAAAGGCCUGAUAUUCAUAUUUUUUGCGCCGAAAUGUCUGCUUCAUUAGAGUCACAGCUAGAGGUUUAGGUGAUACUGCAUUUGACAAACCGGUAGAUGCCGUAGGUAAGAUAUGAUCCGUUGUGUUUGUCAACGUAAAUAUCUGAUCAUUUAUUAUUCUGAUCAAACACUUUGCAAAUAGCUAAGAUUUAUCUGGAACGUGAUUGGAUUCCGUUGACUGCCUUUGUGAUAAUUUCAUACAUCGUACGACGACGCAAGUUACAUUUCGCUGUUCAGCAUUCCGUAAAUCCCCAUACCUUCUUAUUAAUCACUUUCUCUUUUCUGAAGUUAUAAAUAUUCCCUAUACAGAAAAUCAUCAUCCUUGUCUCUUUUCAAGUACUCUAAUUUCGUUUUAAUUCAUUGCGUUUAAAUACAUUGGGUACUAUCCGAACUCUACCCAAAUAAGUCAUUUUAAAACAAUCAGAUAUUAAUUUAUCUGAUACCUAAUCACACAUUCCAUUAGUUAGUCGUAAUUUAGUUAAAUACAAUAAUACCUACUACCACUUGGGAGUUUACGCGAGUAAAUCAUUUUAAAACGUAUAACCGGUUAUCUUUUAUUUGCGCUAUUUUGUUGCUCACUUAUAUGUGAGUAGCUCUUAUUGGAUUGGACACAAGUCAGGUCAUUCUGCUUGUAUUAUACGGUGACCAAAAUACAUAAGAUUUUUGCAAAUUUAUCUGAUCACUACAACCCCAGUUUGAAAUGCUUUUUGAGUUUUUAUUAUUAUAUUAUUUCGAAUUUUAUUUAUGAGUAUGGGUUGUUGUUGUUGUUCUUUUAUCAUCAUAUACUCGGUAGAAUUAAAUCAUAUCUCAGCUGGUUUUACAUCUUUUAGGGAAGUGGUUUUUUUAUGUCAUAAAGACCUAGAUUUUCUCAAGCAUUUAAUAUCAUAAUGAAGCGUUAUGAUAUGUUGAUCACAUCUGGUGUGAAUAGUGAGUCUUUCACCGCUCCCAAAAUUUAUUCAUUUCACACAAUACUAAAGUGAUUAUGUCACAUAACGCGUGUUUUCUUGGACGUGAACGGAGUACAAACCAUUAGUAGAAAGACCGUGAAACAUUUUGUUUGAUUAUCAGUAGCUAUUUAUAAGAUGAAAAUUUUUUUGUAAACGUUUCAUGUUUUAUGACAGAGACAAAUAAAAUAUCUAUGGAAGAAGCACAAAACAUUUUUUGUAACGUAUAUUAAGCGAUGUAAUAGAUAGAGAAAAUUUUGCGACUUCGAAUGGUACAACUAGAGGUGAAAGAUAGUCAGAUCAGAUCAACUUAACUGGAAUUAUAAAAAAGAGAUUCUUACAAAAACUACAUUACUUUGUUUCUUCAAACUUCAUGUUCGAGAUCAUAACUAGUCUUCAUUUGGAACCUCUGCCACUCGUAACUACAAACUAAAGUACUCUCAUUAAUUAAUUUUGUUUUAUAAAUACUCUCAUGUUUCUCGAAUGAAUUCAUUUCAGUAAAUUGUAAGUCAGUAAAUGAUUUGUAAAGGUCGAUGUGUUAUGACUCAUCUUAACAAUUUUGCAUAUAAUUUAUGCCUCUCAUUUAAUUUUUUGUACGAAGUAAGUAAGUCCUCUAUGUAUUUGAUUGUUUAACUCAAUGGAUGUUAUGUUUACCAGAAUAUUUAAGCAUAAAUAAACAUAUAGAACCAAGUUCAGAUAGACGCGUUAGUGAUAGUUAAACUCAGGCAUUCAUCAGAAAUACCUUAUUACAUCAGCGUUAGAAAAUCUAUUGGAUCAUAUUAACCUUUCAAGUGUAUCUUAUUUAUAUUGUGGUGCAUAGUGAAGCGAUAAUUCUUUAUUGUUUUAGUAAAUAGUCCCUUAAUUACCAUGAACUAAUUUAUUAAACAGUGAAAAAAAAAUUUUCGGACAUUUUUAUAGAUGAUUGACAGUCAUCUGCUACAGAAAUUUGACUACGGACAGUAUAUGAAUAGACAUAUUUAUGGUCAAGACGAUCCUCCUUCAUACACUCUGAAAAACUUUAACAUCCCAACAGUCAUUUAUCAUGGAGGAAAUGAUCAUUUAUGUACAAAUGAAAGCAUUGAUUUACUUAAACAAAGAAUUAACAAAACUAUCAUCUCUGUGAACUAUAUUGAAAAUUAUAAUCAUUUAGGCUACUUCUGGAGUACAAAUGCUGUAGACCUAAUUUACUCAUCGUUACUUAGAUUAAUGGAGAAAUAUCAAGAAUAAGAUUUUAAGAAGUUGACAGUUAUCUCUAUCCAAUAAACCAAAUUGUCUAUUUUCUUCUUUUCGUUUAAUAUCUGUCAAGAUUUUUAAUGUUUUAUUGAUAGUAAUAACGAGAAAAUGUAGCUAUCGA